AUGACCGACUCAGUGACCCUCUACACAUACUUCCGCUCCUCCUGUUCAGCACGCCUCCGCAUCGCACUCUAUCUGAAAGGGAUCCCAUUCACCUCGGUAUUCGUCAACCUUCUCAAAGAUGAGCAAUCUUCACCUGCCCACCGCGAAAUCAACCCCUCCGGCACAGUCCCAGCCCUCGUGACCCAACGCGCCUCCAAGACCCCAGUGACAAUUACCCAAUCACUGGCAGCUCUCGAAUAUCUCGACGAAGCAUUCCCAAACAAAGGGCCCGCUCUUCUCCCGUCAGACCCAGAAUCCCGAGCCCUCGUCCGGACUCUUUGUGAAAUAAUCGGGUGUGACAUCCAGCCCGUGACGAACCUUAGAAUUCUCAAGCGUGUUGGUCCGCUCGGGGCGGACCGGGCUGCUUGGUCGAAGGAUCUUAUUGAGGAUGGACUGCGAGCGUAUGAGAGUAUUGUCUCCUGGUCGGCUGGGAAUUUCAGCGUCGGGGAUCGGAUUACUACGGCGGAUAUUUGUUUAAUUCCUGCUGCGUGGGGUGCUGAGAGGGUGGGCGUUGAUUUGGCCAUGUUCCCGGUGACUUAUGGGAUUGUCCAGAAUUUGGAGAAGGAAGAGGCGGUUAAGAAGGGACAUUGGCAAACGCAGCCUGAUACGCCUGAGGAGCUUCGGGUGAAGGAGUAG
Molecule: messenger RNA, 675 nt
Organism: Penicillium atrosanguineum
Lineage: Eukaryota; Fungi; Ascomycota; Eurotiomycetes; Eurotiales; Aspergillaceae
Gene: maiA
Product: maleylacetoacetate isomerase MaiA
Exons: 1
Coding region: 1-675 (224 amino acids)
Biological process (GO): L-phenylalanine catabolic process; glutathione metabolic process
Cellular component (GO): mitochondrion; cytoplasm
Molecular function (GO): maleylacetoacetate isomerase activity; glutathione transferase activity
Source: RefSeq, a predicted model, not a curated record